Strongylocentrotus purpuratus (purple sea urchin) is the source of this 3757-nucleotide messenger RNA. RefSeq names its product proteasome activator complex subunit 3 (gene psme3). NCBI's taxonomy places the organism in Eukaryota, Metazoa, Echinodermata, Echinoidea, Camarodonta, Strongylocentrotidae. Gene Ontology annotation, biological process: regulation of proteasomal protein catabolic process; positive regulation of endopeptidase activity; regulation of G1/S transition of mitotic cell cycle. Gene Ontology annotation, molecular function: endopeptidase activator activity. The transcript has 9 exons. The record is from RefSeq and is a predicted model, not a curated record. Bases 108 to 857 code for a protein of 249 amino acids. Gene Ontology annotation, cellular component: nucleoplasm; cytoplasm; proteasome activator complex.
CGAAACGAUAACCAACUACGCAUGCGCGGCACAUGUACAACUGAUCGAAACGAAAUCAAUUAAUAAUACUUUCUGUCAAAUAUUGGACAAUCAAAUAAAGAAAUAUCAUGGCCAAUGACGAUCCAAGAGAGGUAACCGCAUGCAAGGACAAAUUACAUCAAAUGUCAGAGAACCUGGUGAAAGUUUUGUUCCCACAGAAGAUUGGAGAGUUAGGGGAAUUAGUAGAGAGUGAUUUGUUCAAGCUAAGUCGUAUGUCAGAGGUUGUAUGCAACAUCAACAUUCCAGUUCCUGCUCCCGUCAUUCUCAACAAUUCCGAUGGAGUGGAUGAUGGGCUCAAGGCACAUGCAAAGAAAAGGAAGCAUGACUCGGGCAAUGACGUGACAGGUUGCAAGGUGUUUUCACUGCCUGGAGGGACGGUUCCAUGCAACAAGGAAUUAUGUGAGCUCAUAGACAUUCUCAAACCCAAGAUAUGUUGCCUCAUUGAGAACUGUAACACACUGAAGAUGUGGAUCCAGUUACAGAUUCCAAGGAUCGAAGACGGCAACAACUUUGGUGUCUCCGUCCAGGAAGACACAUUAAGUGAGCUACGGCAGGUGGAGAGUGAGGCUGCUGCCUACCUAGACCAGAUAUCACGGUAUUACAUCACAAGGGGGAAGCUAAUCAGCAAGGUCGCCAAGUACCCUCACGUGGAUGACUACAGGAGAAGUAUAAUAGAAAUAGACGAGAAGGAGUUCAUCAAUCUUCGCCUAACAUGCCUGGAGUUGAGAAAUACAUACCUUUCCCUUCAUGAUGUCAUCACAAAGAACAAAGACAAGAUCAAGAAACCCAGAGGGAACAACACGGAAUCAAUGUACUGAGGACCAUACCAUCAUUACCAACACAGAUUAAAAGCUUCCCAAGGCCCAAGGCCCUUCCUAUGUAUGGCAUCCACCUGGGACCUAGUCAAGACCAGUCUCUAGUUUAAACCAAGAAUCAGCUUCAUUACCAAGAUUAGUACCAAAAGAAAAGCUUCACAAAGGAGCGCUGCGUUGGUAUACUGUUCACAAGCAGUAUAGUUGAGACAGAAAUUGCAUCUUACCAGCACAGAUUGACUUGCUUCCCAAGGAUGCCCCUCCUAGCACCAACUGGCGAUGUAGUUCUGAUGACCACACCAUCACAACAAGAACAGGGGGGGCGUUUCACAAAACUUGUCGUCAGUGACAAAUGACAGAUUUUGUUAUAAGCUACUGAAAUCCUAGCUUCUGAUUGGUAAUCAGCAGAUUUGUCACUGAUUUUUGUAAUUUGUCAUUGUAAAAAGACUUUGUGAAACAGGUCGCAGAUAGACAGCUUCCCGAGGCUCAUCUUUGGUAUAUCUUCCACAUCAUUAUUACCAAAAUAGAUUCAGUUUUUUGAAUCAGUCCUUGUGUCAGUUUAAGAUCCACCAUUGAUUUUAUAGUCAAGACCUGUCCCAUUGUUUUUACAAAGAAUUCAUGUACUGAGGAUCACCCCAUCAUUACCUGCAAAGACUUAAAGCUUUCCGAGGUAUUAGAUCAUGAGAACAGUCUCAGCGCUUUCGGUGUUUUAUAAUAUUCAAUGACUCUGAGACAUUAUUCUAAAUGGAUUUAACCAAUGACCUCCCCCUCUACCCUCCCCCCCCCCCUUUCCCCAUGGUCUUGGUUUGGGGCCCUUGGUCUUAAGUAUGCUGUGCAUGCCAUAGUGGCCUGAGGGCAGUAUAGUGAUAUGAAUUGACCAAAGUCACGGCAGAGACAAAAAACUGACGAUCACUCAAGCAUGAUAUAUAUAUAUAUGCCACACCAUUUUAAAUAGUUUUAGUCCUCGCUAAAAUUUGAUGUGUCUCUCACAUUAAAAAUACAUGUUGUGUGGCUCAUUGAUGGUUUUUUAGAUGUUAUUUUAAUACAGGUAAAUUGCGUUCUGGGUUGUCAACUCACUGCGUAUUCAAAUUAAUAUUUUAUGGGUUAUUUUUAUAGUGCUCGGGGGCUAUAGUAUACCAUGCAAUGUGUCUGGAAUGACAUAUGCCUUUUAUCCAUUUCCUUAAUUCAUGCAAAAAUGAAAAUCCUUUUAUUGGACUUAUGAAAGUAUUACCAGACAAAAUCAUUAGUCAAUGGUCAAAUCAAGAAUUUGUCAUUUUUGGUAUGAAGCAGAUGGAUUGAAGACAUACAUGCAUGUUGUACUGCAACAUUACACGGAUCCGCUCUUUUAAUUUAUGUUAUGAUUUAUACAUGUAAAUUAACUGGAAAUAUCUUUCUUAAUAUUGGAAUUGAUAUCAGAACUACGAGUGUAUCUUUUAAAAUGACAUCAAAGUAAUGAAUUUUACAUAUUUGAGGAUGUGAAACCUAAAUCCACUUGAAUGAAAUCAAUUGCUCAAGGCGCAAUUUACUCGGACCAAUUUCAUUUUUUUUAAUUGGAUACAAAGUUCCGAGAUCAACUAUCCAAUUGUACUGGUAAAGAUUAUCUACAGUCAUUGAAGUAAAAAUAAUAUUUCUAAAUAAAUGUUGCUCAGAAUCGUUGGUCAUCAUGGAGCCAAUAAGUAUAUCCUCAUAUCGUCUGUUCAGAGCCAGAAGGGCGUUAACUCUGGUGUGAAAGUAAAGAAGUUAAAGAUAACCUUGAGUUCUGGUAAAAAAAAGAAAGUUAGUUCUCACAAAAAUCAAACGAAACUUACACUGAAUGUUCAAGAUUACAAAUAAAUGACAUGUGCCAAACAAUUUUGAAAGAAAAUGUUUACUGGCUGAGUAAUGAGCAUAGAAAGAUAAGGAAAUCAAGGUAGUACUAGCCCCGACACCAUUGUGUAGUCCCAUAUACAUCUUUCUGUGUACAGUGCUUGUUACUUUACUAAGACUGGGCCAAGUUUCUUAUCAUUUUGAUGACUCCAGAUUCCAGAACCUUGCAGUGCUCACCAAUACUUACAUGCUACAUGAUCAACUUUUUCUGAUCCAUUCCACACCUUUUCUUUCACAAUGCAAUCGCAUGGCCAGAACUCACCUUUAUCUUUAAUACUCAUUUAGCUCAUAAUGGACAAUUUGUAAUGCAGCUGUUUGUAGAUAGUCUUGCAAAUGUCAAUCAAAGUUAAUAGAACUUGCUGCACGUCAAGUACUCUGAAAAGUUCUUACACAGAUAUGCACAUGUGGGACAAGGUAUUGUACUGUGGCUCUGCAGGCUUUUAACUUCUUCAAUUUUUAAUCCAAAUUCAUUAAGCUUGAAAUGCAUUACAUAAUGUUAUGAUGUACACCCAUGAAAAGAAGGGAAAUCUAGCUAAACGCCCACACACCUGUUUUGCUGUUACAUGAAUUGUGUUACUCUAGGUUGGUUGAUUUGUGCCAUUUCAUUUGUAUUUUAUGAACUUUUUUAAAAUAAUCAUCCUUAUCUGAUCCUAUUGCUUGUUUGCCAAUGUCGUUUUAUCUUUACUCUCCACGUAGCUCUUUAACUCUUUCACUCUGUUCUCCUUUUUCUAAAACUUUUUCUCCCUCUCUAGUCUGUCUUUUUUUCUUCUCAUUUGAUCAACUUUCAUCAUUUCUUUCUCAGGCUUUUGAAAGUAGAUAUAUUUUUGUUUAGUUAAUAAAUGGAAGAAUACAGGUACAUUCAAUUAUAUGUUCAACCAAUUCUUUCGAAAUACUGUUCAAUAUACCUUCCCCUAUGUAUGCCUGUUAAGUCCCUCUAUUUCCUUUUUUUUUGAGGGGGGGGGAGGGGUGAGCUGCUGUUUGCUUCCAUGUGUAGAUUAGAAGUAAAAAUUAUUUAAAUAAUAAAAUGACUGUAAGCCUUA